This is a messenger RNA of Arctia plantaginis, 1992 nucleotides long. Lineage: Eukaryota; Metazoa; Arthropoda; Insecta; Lepidoptera; Erebidae. The record is from the annotation of a GenBank genome assembly.
AUGCAGGUCUCUGAAAUAGAUAACGUUAAAAUCUAUAACCUCAGUGUUGGAAAAUCUCUUCCAGAUUGGUUAACGGAAAGAAAAAAGCGAGCUUUGUUAAAAACGAAUGUGAAUUUGCGAAGGCGAAUUGAAUUAAUUCAAGAGUUUGAUAUGCCAGGUGUUAGCACCAGUCUUCGUGUUUCCAAAGAUGGACAGUAUAUAAUGGCCACGGGCAUUUAUAAACCUAGAUUAAAAUGUUUUGAUGUAAAUAAUUUAUCUUUAAAGUUUGAGCGCUGUUUAGAUUCUGAAGUAGUUACAUUUGAAAUUUUAAGUGAGGAUUAUUCAAAGAUUGUGUUUUUGCAGUGUGAUCGGUAUGUUGAAUUUCAUGUUGGACAUGGUCGCCAUUACCGUCUAAGAGUGCCUCGCUUUGGAAGAGACAUUGCAUACCAUAAACCAUCCUGUGAUCUGUUUAUCGUUGGAGCAUCGUCGGAAGUAAAUAGAUUAAAUUUAGAAUUAGGACAAUUUCUAGCACCUUUUGUAACAAAAGCUAAUGAAAUCAACUGUUGUGCAGUUAAUGAAGAACAUGGAUUGUUAAUACUUGGAACAGAAUCUGGCCAUGUGGAAGCCUGGGAUCCGCGCACAAAGUCCAGACAAGGAAUCCUCGACUGUGCAAUGCAUUGUACAGAUUCAGAAUACAAGAAUGGUAUGUUACCUGCUAUAACUGCUGCUAAGUUUGAUGGUCCCUUAAGAAUGGGUGUGGGCACAUCUACAGGCCAUGUGUUAUUGUAUGAUAUCAGAUCAAGUAAACCUCUACUAAUAAAAGACCACAUGAAUGAGGCACCCAUAAAGGCAUUAGAAUUCCAUAAACAAAUGAAUUAUGUUUAUUCCAUGGAUUCCACUGUCGUUAAAAUAUGGGAUAAAAAUACAGGCAAACAGUAUACAAGCAUACAAUCAUCAGCGGACUUCAAUGACCUGUGUGUUAUACCUAACACAGGGCUUAAUUUGAUGGCAGUUGAAGAUGAAAAAAUGCAGAUUUAUUACAUACCAUCUCUAGGACCUGCUCCAAGAUGGUGUGCAUUCUUGGACAACUUAACUGAAGAACUAGAAAGCUCAGCAACACAAACUGUAUAUGACGAUUAUAAAUUCAUUACUAAGCAGGAACUUGAAUCACUUGGCUUAGAUCACUUGCUAGGAACAAAUCUAUUGAGAGCAUAUAUGCAUGGGUACUUUGUGGAUGUACGGUUGUAUAAGAGGGCGAAGUCAAUAGCAGAACCAUUUGCAUUUGAGCAAUACAAAAAACGCAAAAUCAGAGAGAAGAUUGAACAGGAAAGGCCAUCCAGAAUCAAGAUCGAGGACAAUUUACCGAAAGUUAAUAGGGACCUGGCGUCUAAGCUUUUGGAAGAUGACGGCAAAAAGAAGAAACAAUCCAAGAACUUGCUCAACGACGACAGAUUUAAGGCUCUAUUUGAAAACCCUGAUUUUGAAGUCGACAAAGAUGCUGAAGAAUAUCGUCUUAUUAAUCCAGUUCUUUCUAGGAAGGAUAAAAAUAAAGAUAAAAAACCAAUGGCUGAAAUUAUGGAGGUCGACGAAAAUGAAGAUAAAGAUUCAGAUAAGGAACUGUACGAUGUCACUGAUGAUGAAAGCUCUGAUGAGGAUAGAUCCUGGGUAAAGGAAGUUAAAAAGCAACAUAAAAUCAUAAGAAAUAAUAAAGCACAGGAAGAAGAUUCACAAGCUGAGGUAGAAAAAGUUUAUGAAUUUAAUAAAGCUCCUGGCAAUACCAACAUAAUUAGAAAUGUAACGCGGGUAAAUAAAGCUAGUUUAGGAGAUAGAUUAACAAAAGAGGGAUUUUCAACAAUGGUCAGUACUGCUGGAGGAAAUCGGGAAAUGAAAUACACUAUGAAGGGAAAGAAGUCAGACUCUGAAAGGAUCAAGAAAAUGAAGAAACAUCACCAAGAAAGAAAACAGUUUGUACGACGAACAGGAUUCCUAACGAAAACAAAGCUUCCAAGAUAA